AUGCUCUGUGAGCGUAUGGUCUUCAACCCCUAUAUGCACGUGAAGGCGUUUGAGCACUGCAAGGGUACGGCAUCUCAACUGCUGAGCGUGUCGUUGACUAAUCACGAGUCCUUAGCACUCACGGAGUCCGUGCUGGAUCGCCCAUCGUCACGUGACCACCUAUCGCAGGCGCUCAUCGAGGUACUGAAGCAGAGCUUCGACGCGCUCUAG
Babesia ovata is the source of this 210-nucleotide messenger RNA. RefSeq lists its product as uncharacterized. The record is from RefSeq and is a predicted model, not a curated record. The coding region runs from base 1 to 210 and encodes 69 amino acids. NCBI's taxonomy places the organism in Eukaryota, Apicomplexa, Aconoidasida, Piroplasmida, Babesiidae. The transcript has 2 exons.